GCCACCCGAUAAGCAGCUGUGCCCUUCAUCUGCCAGCUUUGCCACUCUAUCUGUGGGAACAAGUGAAGCUUGUUCAGUUCUUUGCUCAAGUGACAAGCAGCCAAGAGAUGCGCUUAGGAGAGGCGGAGGAGAGGGGUGGGGUAGCAGACUGAUGGUUUUUUUGGUCUGUUUGAAGUCCCCAGUCUUCGCCAGUUCUGAAAUGCCCUGGCUGGCAUCUGGUGAGGGUCGUGUAUUUCCACGGGCGGGUGGCGCUGCGCCGGUGAUGUGGGGAGGGUCUGCCCGCUUCCAGACUCGUGCCCAUGCCCAGGGCUGGGCGCCACGUCCCGGGGCCUGUUUACACCAGGCUCUUGCUUUGGCUCUGCGGGAAAGAAUGUUCUGGCUGAUGUCUGCUACGGCCUGGGAGAGAGAGAAGAGCUAGGAUGAAGGCCGCCUGUGUCCUGUGUCCGUCCAGGAAUGCAGCGUGGGAGUUACUUGGUGUGCUCUGGAGACCUGAGCAACUCACUUUCCAAAAUGCCAAGCAGAAAAUUUGCCGACGGUGAUGUGGUGAGGGGCCGAUGGCCUGGAAGUUCACUUUAUUACGAAGUCGAAAUUCUGAGCCACGACAGCAACUCCCAGCUGUACACCGUGAAAUACAAAGACGGAACUGAACUGGAGCUGAAGGAGAAUGAUAUCAAGCCCCUGGCGUCCUUCCGGCAGAGGAAAAGCGGCUCCGCGUCCAGCUCCCCCUCCAGACGCCGAGGCAGUCGGUCUAGGUCCCGCUCCCGAUCGCCCGGCCGGCCACCCCGCAGCGCCCGCCGCUCAGCCUCGGCGUCCAACCAGGUGGCGACGCACCAGGCCUCCGACAAGGCCUCGCACCAGGCUCCGUACAAGGCCGACAUCGAGGCCAUGAGGAAGGAGGUGCUGGAGGUGAAGUUGACACCGCUGGUGUUGAAGCCGUUCGGGAACAGCGUCGGCAGGUACAACGGGGAGCCCGAGCUCACACAGAGGAGCGACACGCCUCACAGACACGCGCAGGAGACAUUCCAUCUGCCCCAAGACAGUAGCUACGUGGCUACACAGUACAGCCUUCGUCCGAGAAGAGAAGACAUCAGAGUAAAAGAAGCUGAUCUCAAGGAAGAGAAAGUCAUUCCGAAAGGGUCCACAUCAUCGAGAAGCUUUGAAAUGACAGCGACAAAGACGAAAGACUUAGAGUUUGGAGGAGUGCCAGGUGCCCUGCUCAUCAUGCUGGGGCUGCCUGUCUUCCUCGGCCUCAUGCUCCUCAUGUGCCGCCAGGAGGACCCCAGUCUCCUCAGCUUCCCGCCGCCACUGCCGGACGUGUCUGCGCUGUGGGAGACGAGAGCCUUUGGGGCUUACCUCCUCUGGUUUUUCCUCCAGGCUCUGUUCUCCUUAUUGCCAAUUGGGAAGGUUGUAGAAGGCACACCCCUCUCUGAUGGAAGAAGACUCAAGUAUAGAAUAAACGGCUUCUACGCGUUUCUGCUGACGGCUGCCGUGGUGGGAGCCGCCACCUUCUGGGGCCUGGAGCUUGAUCACGUGUACAACCACUUCCUGCCACUUGCGCUGGCGGCCACUGCUUUCUCUGUGGUCCUCAGUGCUUACCUGUAUGUCCGGGCUCUGAAGGCACCCCGCCAUGAACUGUCACCCGCCAGCUCCGGAAACCCCAUCUAUGACUUCUUCAUCGGCCGUGAAUUAAAUCCUCGGAUUGGUGCUUUCGAUCUCAAGUACUUCUGUGAAUUGCGCCCUGGAUUGAUCGGUUGGGUGGUCAUCAACCUGGUGAUGCUGCUGGCUGAGGUAAAGAAGCACAACUGGGCUGCUCCCUCCCUGGCGAUGAUCUUGGUGAACAGCUUCCAGCUCCUCUACGUGGUGGACGCGCUCUGGAAUGAGGAAGCCGUGUUGACCACCAUGGACAUUAUCCACGACGGCUUUGGGUUCAUGCUGGCCUUUGGGGACUUAGUGUGGGUCCCGUUCAUCUAUAGCUUCCAAGCCUUCUAUUUAGUCUCGCACCCAAACCAAGUGUCCUGGCCAGUGGCUUUUCUAAUCGUUGCUCUAAAACUUUCUGGGUAUGUGAUCUUCCGAUGUGCAAAUUCUCAGAAAAAUGCAUUCCGGAAAAACCCCUCUGACCCAAAGCUUGCGCAUCUGAAGACCAUUCACACCGCAACGGGGAAGAAUCUCCUUGUGUCUGGAUGGUGGGGCUUUGUCCGCCACCCCAAUUACUUGGGGGACCUCAUCAUGGCGCUGGCGUGGUCUCUGCCGUGCGGCUUCAGCCACGUCCUCCCCUACUUCUACGUGAUCUACUUCACCGUGUUGCUCAUCCACCGAGAAGCGCGAGACGAGCACCAGUGUCGGAAGAAGUACGGCGCGGCCUGGGACAAGUACUGCCAGCGUGUACCCUACCGUAUCCUCCCCUACGUCUACUGACUGGCCCGCCCACCCUGUGUGCCUCCCGAUCUGGCUUCCAUCUGCGAAAACAAGGGGGAAAAGUCACCAAAAGGAACCUCUCAUUAUGCUGACAGGAUCUCCAAAUCUCUUUCUGAGUCAUUCUCUUACCAUUUCCACGUUUCUUUGUUAUUAAAUCCUCACAAUUAGCAUUGGAAAAAAUAAAGAGGUCAGCAUUUGCAUCCCAGCGGGAAGCUCUCCAUCGUAAAUGCUCUGAUUUAGGUUGCUUUUCACAGUUUGAUUUUUUUCUUUUGUUACCAGUUUUUUUUUUUUUUAAUGAAAACACUGUUAAAUUUAAAAUGCUUUUAUGUUUUAUUGCAUGAAGAGUAGUCUUCAAAUUCAUUUCCCUUUAUAUUAAAUCGUUUAUUAGCUAUAUGAUCUGAAUUAAAAUUUGAUCCUAUGUUAAAUGUUCUUUGUGAAGAGGGAGAAAAGAUUAUUAAUAGACACUGUAAGGGAGACCGGUAGGAGCAGUUUGCUUAAUCUCUGCUUUGAAAACCACAUUCGAGAGUGUAAAUACAUAGCUUUCAUGUAAUAUAUGGUAACUUCAGAUUUUCCUGUAUAGUAUUUUGAAUGUGAGAUAAUUAUCAGGAUUAAGUAUCUUUUUUAACAAAAACAUUUGCAGUAUUUUUAAUUAAGUUUUAUAAAGCAUUACAGCUGAAUUUAAAGAAAAUUUUAAGCAGUUAGAACUCAUUUACUAUUGUAUAGAAAAUGCUAUUAAAACAUAGGAUAUUUUUCUUAAUCCAAAGUUUGUGAAUUUGGCUUUGCUACCUCAAUUGCAGUUGUUUGUUUGCCUUUAUAAACUUGCAAGUAGGAAGAAAAAGAAAAAAGAAUACAUAUAUUUUUAGAGUAACAUCACUAUUUAAACCUUUGUACACUGAGUGAUGUUUGAAAAUUCUCCAUUUUAGGCUCAUAUAUAUAUAUAUAUAUAUAUAUAUAUAUUUUUUUUUUUUUUUAUGGUUUUGACUUUUUAAAUUAAACUGGUUUUACUGUUGUUUGGCUUAAGAAGUUUGUGCUGGAUUGUGUGUGUCCUUUAUAUUUGAGAAAGUCGACUCCUUGUAAAGGAGCAUGUUUGUUCUUUCCAAGUCUAGCCAUGCAGAGGUACCCAAGACUUAGUGACGGGCACGAGGUAGCUCUCGGCGUGGAGUACUAACUAGUCCACUGAUGCAAUCCCAUUCUUACAGUCCUGGAGCUCAGCUGUUUGAGUAUCUCAAACCAAGGAGGAUCAGAUAAGUGGCGUGCGUGCGUGCGUCUGUGCGUGUGUGUGUGCGCGUGUGUGUGUUGCUUGGGUUUUUAACGACACACUCGGAAGUAGUUGUGACUCAGCUGAUGUGACAUGACUGGCUGUCUCUGGCAUUCUGUAUCCUGUCGACUUGAGCAUUGUUUGGGUGGAAUCUGGCUACUGACGUACGCAAGCAGUCUUUUUUUAUCUUUUUUUUUCCCCCCUUAGGCUUUUCUCUUGGCAUCAAAAAAUGUUGUCUGAGUAUUCUGUGAUAGUUUUAUACCAGGAAAGCUUUGGGGGAGGAAGAAGGGUAUUAAAUCCUUUCCCUGGCAAUGCACAAAAGAGCCUGUUGUUACCGCAGUGGAGCAAUUUCUGUAUAUCAGCUAUAGUCUGUUUUUAAUUGUCUUUUGACAUGUUUGACAAGUUUUAUAAUGAAGUUUUAAAUUGAAAAUAAAGUUGAAAAGAAAUGUA
Erinaceus europaeus (western European hedgehog) is the source of this 4123-nucleotide messenger RNA. RefSeq names its product lamin B receptor (gene LBR). Gene Ontology annotation, biological process: sterol biosynthetic process. The record is from RefSeq and is a predicted model, not a curated record. Lineage: Eukaryota; Metazoa; Chordata; Mammalia; Eulipotyphla; Erinaceidae. The transcript has 14 exons. Gene Ontology annotation, cellular component: nuclear inner membrane. Gene Ontology annotation, molecular function: oxidoreductase activity, acting on the CH-CH group of donors, NAD or NADP as acceptor. The coding region runs from base 454 to 2415 and encodes 653 amino acids.